AUGAGCGCACAAGGCGUACGCGUUGUCCGCAGCCAGGGUGUGUGCGGCUGUCCCCUCAGCAUUGCCCAGCGGUGCAGGUGCACAUGCCGAGAAAGGGGUGGCACCACUGCCGUCCGCAGAACUGGCCGCAACAUUCCAGGCGCCCCCUCCUCCCUUUCGUCGCACUGCCUGCUGCCGCCGCAGUUGGCCCCGCGGCACCGACCUCCCGGCCUCCCUCCCCCCGCAGGCAAAUCGGCCGCCCGCCCGGUGGCAACCUCCGGGCCCUUUUCUCUCCCGGCGAACCCUCUUCCUCCCCAGCGGCUGCUCCACCGGGUCUUUGCAACUCACAAGCGAUCAUGCCGUCAGGCGCGCCGGAGAGUCGCACAAGAGGCGGAGGCGCCGCUGCCGCUCCUUUUCGCCGCCCCCAACCACACGCACAGCACCCCCGCCGUCGCUGCCCGCGUUGCACUUCACCGUGAACGCGCGAGUGGCCUCGACCGGGGCGGCAGCGCAGUUCGGCUGGGGUUCGUGCGCCUUGCGCAGGUGCAGGCCGCCCCACCGAAACUGCGCCCACUCACAGCGGCAUCCAUCUCUUUCUCCCGGCCCUCUGCGCACUUCCUCCGACCCCCACCGGCGGUGAGGCGCCGACGCAACUUCUUGCCACCGCCCGGGCACGAGAACAGCGCGGGCGCCUGA
Messenger RNA from Trypanosoma conorhini, 675 nucleotides. RefSeq lists its product as uncharacterized. The coding region runs from base 1 to 675 and encodes 224 amino acids. The record is from RefSeq and is a predicted model, not a curated record. The transcript has a single exon. NCBI's taxonomy places the organism in Eukaryota, Euglenozoa, Kinetoplastea, Trypanosomatida, Trypanosomatidae.